UCGGUCGCCAUCUUUGCCCUGAACAUAAACAACACCGAGGAGUAGCGUUGGCAUUUUGAUGUACCGCUGACAAGAGAAGGAGAAAACACAAUCAAACCGCCGCCGGAGCGCCGAUCUUUACGGCCAAAGAUGACACUUCGUCUGGCCACUUGAGCCACCGUGCCGGUCGAGAUGGGGAUCCGAUGUGGGUCUCCUCACAGGGAGGCAGUGGAGGUUUAAAGUGGGCGGGGAGGGCAGCUGAGGGGCCUUGCUACAUGACAGCGGUGGCCCUGUAGAGAUGGACCAAGAGUACGAGAGACGGCUGCUGAGGCAAAUCAACCACCAGAACCUGCCGGCCGAGGCCCACCUGACCAAGUGUGUAGGUGCUACAUGCAGUCCUGUCAGUGUUAAGUCGGGGGACCGCUUCAUUCCCACUCGAGCUGGAAGCAACUGGAGCAUCAACUUCCACUAUGCCAAUGAGAACUGUCGCUCUCCCAAUCAGAAUCACAAGGCAAAGGAUGCCAGUUCAGACUCGGGCAAAGAUGCUGUUGCGUAUGCUGCUCUUUUGAGAAACGAAUUACUCGGGGCGGGGAUAGAGACCGUGCCAGACCCUCACACAGAUGACCGGCGACAUGCAGUCCUCUCUCAAGACUCUCACAGCCUUUUUAGGUACACUGUCCACACAAAGAGAGUGCCUUUCGAUAGCGAUAAUGAAGUGUCACCGUACUCCCUUUCUCCGCUUAGUAACAAGAGUCACAAGCUGCUUCGGUCCCCUCGCAAACCAGCCCGCAAGAUCUCCAAGAUCCCCUUCAAGGUGCUGGACGCCCCGGAGCUGCAGGACGACUUCUACCUCAAUCUGGUAGACUGGUCAGCAGGCAACCUGCUCAGCGUGGGCCUGGGAGCCUGCGUCUACCUGUGGAGUGCCUGCACUAGCCAGGUGACAAGAUUAUGUGACCUAUCAGUGGAUGGAGACUCUGUUACGUCAGUUUGCUGGAAUGAGAGGGGAAGCCUGGUUGCCGUGGGAACCCACAAGGGUUACGUCCAGAUCUGGGAUGCAGCGGGAGGGAGGAAGCUGACCAGUCUGGAGGGCCACUCAGCUCGUGUAGGUGCCCUGGCCUGGAAUGGGGAGCAGCUGUCGUCGGGGAGCCGGGACAGGGUGAUCCUGCAACGGGACGUCAGAACCCCUCCCGCUGCUGAGAGGAGGCUGCAAGGUCACAGGCAAGAGGUGUGCGGUCUCAAAUGGUCCCCUGACCACCAGCACCUCGCCUCUGGAGGUAACGACAACAAGUUGCUGGUGUGGAACAGCUCCAGUCUGCUCCCAAUGCAGCAGUACAGCGACCACCUGGCAGCAGUGAAGGCCAUCGCCUGGUCGCCUCACCAGCACGGGCUGCUUGCAUCAGGCGGGGGUACCGCCGACCGCUGCCUGCGCUUCUGGAACACACUGACGGGCCAGGCCCUGCAGAGCACAGACACCGGCUCCCAGGUCUGCAACCUGGCCUGGUCCAAACAUGCCAACGAGCUGGUGAGCACUCACGGCUACUCUCAGAACCAGAUCCUGGUGUGGAAGUACCCAUCACUAACACAGGUGGCCAAGCUGACAGGACACUCCUACAGAGUGCUGUACCUGGCUGUGUCACCCGACGGGGAGGCCAUUGUCACAGGUGCCGGGGAUGAGACACUACGUUUCUGGAACGUCUUCAGUAAAACACGCUGCACCAAGGAAUCAAAGUCGGUGUUGAACCUCUUCACAAGAAUACGAUAGUAAACAGCUGGGGUCAAGACUGUUUCAGGAGCCCACUGAGAUGUGGAAAUGCACACUCACCACAUGAUACUCACACAUCAGCCUGCAGAGAUGCAGUCGACCCCUCUCAUCACAGCACCACCCCUCAGCGCACCAACCGCCACUACGACAAUACUUCUCAAUUCCACUUUUUCUACCGAGGAUGCGGUCCCAACUUCAAAUGACGACUGCCGUCCUUCUGAAGCGAUGUCAUUAAUUUUAAAAUAAGCAGCCUAGAGUCAGGACGUCGUUGUCUGCAUACAAAGUCUCUCCUGUUUUGUUCUUUUUUCUUUUUCUGUUGUGAAUGUGAUUAAAUAAUGUUUUAUUAUAUAUUAGCAGAAGUAUAUGUGUACAAGAGUUAUAAGCUAUAUCAUGGUGAUGACAUCACGUUUCUAAAAGGCUCUCCUUUGUAACUCAGAGAGAAGAAGAGGCCUGGCUGUUGCCUGGCUUUGGGGGGAUUUCUAUAUUUUGAUAAUGUGUGUAUAUGAUCUACAACAGUAUACAACAGAAGAGAAAUAAUAAAUAAGUGAACAACA
Myripristis murdjan (pinecone soldierfish) is the source of this 2295-nucleotide messenger RNA. RefSeq names its product fizzy/cell division cycle 20 related 1b (gene fzr1b). Gene Ontology annotation, cellular component: anaphase-promoting complex. Gene Ontology annotation, molecular function: ubiquitin ligase activator activity; anaphase-promoting complex binding; protein binding. Gene Ontology annotation, biological process: anaphase-promoting complex-dependent catabolic process; positive regulation of ubiquitin protein ligase activity; positive regulation of anaphase-promoting complex-dependent catabolic process. Lineage: Eukaryota; Metazoa; Chordata; Actinopteri; Holocentriformes; Holocentridae. The transcript has 14 exons. The record is from RefSeq and is a predicted model, not a curated record. Bases 278 to 1741 code for a protein of 487 amino acids.